Messenger RNA from Arctia plantaginis, 219 nucleotides. Lineage: Eukaryota; Metazoa; Arthropoda; Insecta; Lepidoptera; Erebidae. The record is from the annotation of a GenBank genome assembly.
AUGGAGAUGUCUGCGGUUGCGAGUAUGGAGAACUGUGUGGUUGAGAGUAUGGAGAAAUGUGAGGUUCAGAGUGUGGAGAAGUUUGAGUUACCUUCGAAUGAAAAUGAAUGGAAGGCAAUUGGAGCUGACUUUGAAAAGCGCUGGAAUUUUCCGAAUUGUCUUAGCGUUGUUGAUGGCAAGCAUAUUAAAAUAAAGCCGCCGCCUGGUUCUGGUUCAUAA